AGUACCAUAAGAGACUAUACAAUUAGUUCUGGUAUCUAUUAGGUCAGACGAACUGUACGUCACGAUCUUCACAUAUAAGCCUGAAGUGAAUAAUAUACGUUACAUUUAGUUUAUGUCAAACGUAGAAUUCACAAUGAUGUAUUUCCUUGUUGUUUGUUGUGUCUUGGGACUUUCCUCUGCUGCGCAGAUCAAUUUCAAACCAUACAAUGAAACCGCCAUGAGUAUGUUUUUAACAUCGGAUACUGACCAUGACGCCUGCUUCGAAAGAAGUGAAUUGGAUCACGUGUUUGUUGUUUACGAUACUGAUGGUAGUGGAACCGUAAGCAGACACGAGUACACUGUUCAUAUUACAGCAACUAAUCCUGAACUUCAUGAUUUUGCUCACGUUUUGUACGAUGAUUAUGAUUUAGAUGGUGACCACCACUUGGAAAAACACGAUUAUGAUGCAUAUUUUGCAAAACUUGAUGCCGAUAGUGAUGGAUGUGUUACUCCCACUGAAUUCGUCGACUACUGGACUGUGAUAUUUAUUGCAAACGAACAUUUGCAUGGUCAUGGAGGUGGACACGGAAAGUAAUCUAAAGUCAACAAAUAAUAAAAUGGAAAAAUAAAAAAAUGUUUUCAUGUC
Molecule: messenger RNA, 625 nt
Organism: Mytilus trossulus (common blue mussel)
Lineage: Eukaryota; Metazoa; Mollusca; Bivalvia; Mytilida; Mytilidae
Exons: 5
Coding region: 113-574 (153 amino acids)
Molecular function (GO): calcium ion binding
Source: RefSeq, a predicted model, not a curated record